AUGUCCAAGACAGAGCAAAAGGCCUGCCUCAUCGUUAUUGAUGGGUGGGGUAUCCCCUCCGAGGAGAGCCCCAAGAAUGGCGAUGCCAUUGCCGCCGCCGAGACGCCCGUGAUGGACGAGCUUUCCAAGAGCGAGACUGGAUUCACCGAGCUGGAUGCCUCAUCGCUGGCGGUGGGAUUGCCCGAGGGCCUGAUGGGAAACUCUGAGGUCGGCCACUUGAACAUUGGCGCGGGACGUGUUGUCUGGCAGGAUGUUGUCCGCAUCGACCAGACGAUCAAGAAGGAGGAAUUCGACUCCAACGAGGUCCUCAAGAAGACGCUUGAGGGUGUUGUGAGCGGCAAUGGCCGCCUGCACCUCUGCGGUCUGGUUUCCCACGGUGGUGUGCACUCCAAGCAGGAACACCUGUAUGCCAUCCUCAAAGCCGCUAAGAAAUACAAGGUCCCCAAGGUUUUCAUCCACUUCUUCGGUGACGGCCGUGAUACCGACCCCAAGUCUGGCGCUGGCUACAUGGAGGAGCUGGUUGACUUUAUCAAGGAGCUCGGUCUUGGCGAGAUUGCAACCGUUGUCGGCCGAUACUACGCCAUGGACCGUGAUAAGCGAUGGGACCGUCUUGAGAUUGCUCUCAAGGGCCUUGUUCUCGGCGAGGGCGAGGCAAGCGAGGAUCCCGUCGCCACUGUAAAGAAGCUCUACGAAACAGAGGGCAAAAACAACAGAGAUGAAUUCCUUCUUCCCAUUAUUGUUGGUGGCGAUGAGCGCCGUAUCAAGGAUGAUGAUACCGUCUUCUUUUUCAACUACCGAUCCGAUCGUGUGCGACAAAUCACUCAGCUCCUCGGCGAUGUUGAUCGAUCCGUGCUGCCCGACUUCCCCUACCCCAAGAUCAACAAGCUCGUCACCAUGACUCGAUACAAGACUGACUUCCCCUUUGAUGUUGCUUUUGAGCCUCAGAAGAUGGACAACGUCUUGGCUGAGUGGCUUGGAAAACAGAACGUUGAGCAGGUGCACGUUGCCGAGACUGAGAAGUACGCCCACGUCACCUUCUUCUUCAACGGUGGUGUUGAGAAGGUCUUCCACCUCGAGACUCGUGACCAGGACCAGGAUCUUGUCCCCUCCAACAAGACAGUUGCCACCUAUGACCAAGCUCCCGAGAUGUCUGCGGAUGGCGUUGCCGACCAGGUUGCCAAGCGUCUGGCAGAGCAGAAGUUCCCCUUUGUCAUGAACAACUUUGCUCCCCCCGACAUGGUUGGCCACACCGGUGUCUACGAGGCCGCCAUUGUUGGCUGUGCUGCCACCGACAAGGCCAUCGGAAAGAUUCUGGACGCCUGCAAGAAGGAGGGCUACAUCCUGUUCAUCACUGCUGACCACGGCAAUGCUGAGGAGAUGAAGUUCGCCGACGGAAAGCCCAAGACCAGCCACACCACCAACAAGGUGCCUUUCAUCAUGGCCAAUGCUCCUGAGGGAUGGAGCCUCAAGAAGCAGGACGGUGUCCUCGGUGAUGUUGCUCCUACUAUCCUGGCUGCCAUGGGCCUGCCCCAGCCUGAGGAGAUGACGGGCAAGUCUCUUCUGGCUAAGGACCUCAAGAGGGGCGCUGAUGAGUAA
Trichoderma gamsii is the source of this 1596-nucleotide messenger RNA. RefSeq names its product 2,3-bisphosphoglycerate-independent phosphoglycerate mutase. Gene Ontology annotation, molecular function: manganese ion binding. Bases 1 to 1596 code for a protein of 531 amino acids. Lineage: Eukaryota; Fungi; Ascomycota; Sordariomycetes; Hypocreales; Hypocreaceae. The transcript has 4 exons. The record is from RefSeq and is a predicted model, not a curated record. Gene Ontology annotation, cellular component: cytoplasm. Gene Ontology annotation, biological process: glucose catabolic process.